Messenger RNA from Sinocyclocheilus rhinocerous, 6142 nucleotides. RefSeq lists its product as uncharacterized. NCBI's taxonomy places the organism in Eukaryota, Metazoa, Chordata, Actinopteri, Cypriniformes, Cyprinidae. Gene Ontology annotation, cellular component: nucleus. The record is from RefSeq and is a predicted model, not a curated record. Gene Ontology annotation, molecular function: DNA-binding transcription factor activity, RNA polymerase II-specific. The coding region runs from base 1 to 6123 and encodes 2040 amino acids. The transcript is spliced from 4 exons. Gene Ontology annotation, biological process: regulation of transcription by RNA polymerase II.
AUGACAGAGGGAAAUUGUGGUGAAAGAGCAGAAGAGUUCUCUCACAGUACCUGGCUCCCAACACAGUCAAAGGGCCAUGAUGACAUGAUAGGAGACAGCUUUGCUGCUGGAGAACAAAUGACGUCACUGUCAUCUUGUAUGAGUGGUGCAUUUAAGGCUUUGUUACCAGAUCACCAUGGAACUUCUUCAGCAAUGUCAGCAAACUCUGAUAAAUAUUCAUAUUCUUCUGAUAAUCAUUGUCUCAUCAAACCUGGCAUUGCAGUGGACAAAAAGUCAGCAGUGGAAAGUGAUUUUUUGAAAGACCCUUUGGGUGAAGCAUCAGCUAGUGUCACACAUAUGCUUCCUCUCAGGUGUGCCCAAUAUAACCGAGAAUUGGACCAGGGAAAUGUCGGUGAGAACUGUGAACCUGCUCAUUUGGCUCUUUCCUCAGUUGAUUCUGUGUAUGCUACAGAAACUGACUAUUCAGGUAUCAGCCAACAGAGCACUGAAAAGACAUCAAAUAAGAGGAGAAAGACAGACAUCAAGUUUAUGGAGGCACAAACAUCCACUACUAGCCAACAGGACGACAUCACUUUACCGCCCUCAGAAGAUUUUUCAUCUAUUGUGGUUUCAAAUCCAAAAGAGACCGUGAAAGUCAAAGGAAUUUCUAGAAACAAAACCAAUGACAACCACUUAAAUGGUAAUUUGGUUGAAGAAACAUCUUUAUUAGCAACUGUGACACAAGAAAGUAAUAUUUUACCUGGAAAGAUUGACUCUUCAAGCAGUUUAAGACUAAGCAGGACACUGAAAAAGCCAAGAAAAAAGACUGUAACCAAAACCAAAGAUGAGGCAGCAGAAAUACUCAGUGUAAACCAGCAUGAAGAUCUGGAUGCAGUACCCUCAAAAUCUGGUGCAAACAUAGUAGCCACCAGUUCGCAAAUUAUUUUAAAAGAAAAAAGAACUGUGGAAAAGGCAAUUAGACAAGAAGUGAAGGAAGACCAUGCAGUUGCUCUUUUCGAAAUGCAGGCUUCUACACUCACUCUGCAGCAAACAGAAUGUUUUUCAACUUCAGUUCACAGCACAGCAAAAAAAUCUAAGAAAAUGUCUGACAUUAAAUGUGAAGCAGUACAUACACCUGCAGUUGACCAAACAAUGCAACACGAAAUCCAUGCAUUUGAUUCUGCAUCAGCCACAGAAAUGGGUAAUUCAGAUGUUCUCAAACAAAAGAAGACAAAAGUGAAGAGGAAAAGACAGUCUAAAAAGCCCACUAAAUGCAAAACACACAUUACCCAAGCAAUCAGCGAUAUUAGAGAGCAGUCUACUGUGCAGCAAGAAAAUUCAGUUUCAAACAGAAGGACAAAUUCAAGGUCAGAAGACAUGACAAUGGAAUGUAUGAAAAAGAGAACAUCAGCACUGAAUGUCAGAAAUGAUCAACCAGAGGACCAUGUUGAACAUUCUACAGUUUUGUCACCACUUCUGCCUCCACCGAUAUCUCAGAGUAAGGAUGCAACACAAGACUCUUGCAAAAAGACAGACACUGUGAACGAAACAGCUGAAAGUCAUGUUGAAAACCAGGUUUCCAUCACUACUGAAGAUGUUGCAAGCCCUCAGAGUUCGCUUAAGGCAAAGAACAAACAAAGGAAACAAUUGCUAGAGCAAAAAGAAGAGAAUGAACAAAGCAAUAUCCUAGAGCUGGCUCACAGAGAGGACAAAAUGUCAGAUGUCCCAUCUGUUGUGAGAGAGGUAGCCACUGAGAAUUUUGAAACAGACAGCUGUGACCAGCAUUUGAAGGUUGCUAAGAAAUCCAAAAAAUCCAUGGAAAUUGCAGAAACACAUGGAUUUGCUAGUGUUUCUUUGUCUCAAGAGAAAAACACUGGAUCAGACGAGGCAGGUGUCAUGGUCACUUUUACACAGGAUGAAGAUUUAUGUAAACUGUCUGAUAGUCAGACCAUAGGAUCACAGCAGUCUGAAAAAGAUGGCACUGUGGUUGAUCAGAAAGACCUCAAAGCCACAAAAAACACUAAGAAAAAGGGUAGAAAAGCUGGACGAAAGAAGAAGAAGGUGGCAUGCCUGUUAACUCAAACCAUUGAAAAAGAGGAACAUAAAGAUAUAUGUUAUGACAACAGAAUUGUCUCUGAUUUUCAAAACAACACACAAAUUCAAAUUUCUGAAAUUUCACAGAGGAUAACAAAUAUUCCAGAAGAACCAGUACUAAAAUCAAGAAAAUCAACCCGCACACAAAAAAUACACUCAGGUCCAGUUGUUGAGAAUUUGUUAACACAGGGCAAGAGCACAGUCUCUUUAGACAUCACUGAGUGUCACACAACAUUUGGAGAGAUUCUUUCCAGUUCCAUGCAAACUGCUGAUUGUGAAGGCCAAUACACUGUUGAGAAAAAGCCACCAAGACGAGGAAGACCCCCUUCAAAGAAAAGCAAAAAACAGAAAUUAUUUGUAGCGCAUUUAGAAGAUAACACCUCUCCAUCUGUCCAUAUAUCAGAUCUCACUCCAUGUCAAGACAGCACAGAAAAUACUGUCAAAGCAGCUGCAAGUACAGUAAAGCAAAAGGUUAUGGAUAAAAAUGUAAUUGUUACCAAACAAUUAGGGACUGAUCCCCCAGAAUCCCUUCAGAGUGCUACUGAUCUCUUGUCACACAGCAUCCCUACAUCUGGGCGUAAAAAAGGGAAGAACCUUAAAAGACCAAUAAGAAACCCAAAGUUAUCAAGCUUAAGAGUAUCUAGCAGAACAUCUGAAACAUCAGUCAAAAGUUUUCAAAAAGGAGACAUAACUUCCCUCCCACAAAACUCCACAAAAGUUUUUAACGAAGAAGGGAAAACAUCUUUGCCUAUGCCUGAGACAGUAAAGAAACAGAAACUCUGUGAAAAAACUUCUAUAAAAGAUGGCAAUGUGCCGGCAGAUAUAAAGAUUGAGAAUAAGGCAACAAUUAAAGUACUGAAAGGAAGAAAACGUGGUCGGAAGAGACGAAAAAUUAAAGGCGGACAGCAUCAAAGAUUAAAAACACAAGAUUGUUGUGAACCAGCCAAAAGUUUACUGACAAAGUUCAAUAUAACCAGUAAAUGCUCUACUGAGGACCAAAAUAAUAUAGUCACACCAGAGAAAAAUGAUGAGAAAACCAAGUUAGACAAUGUUGAAAUGAUCCCACCAAUAACUGCAGAGACCUGCAAGAUAACACCAAAAACAGACGUCCUAUGCAGUUCUCCAACUGACCUGUCCUCCAAUUUAGUGAAAGAAGUCAAGAAGUACAAAGUGGAAGGACACAGUGCUGAGCCGAGUGGAAAAGAUUCAUUUGAAGUUUCCGUGCAAUCUUAUACUGAUAAUACAGGAGUCUCAAUAGGAAUUUGUAAUUUAAUUUCCAGUAAUGUGGUCAAGGAGAAUUCAGACCCAUUUUUUCUGGAUACAAAAAUUAAACCCAACACUGAGCUGAAAUGUACUGAGGAAGCAGAUGGAUUAAGUGUGGAAACGUCAGGGAAAAAAGUACUUGAUAACUCAACUGAGCCAGAAAAUGCACUUCAACCUUCUACAGAACGGAAAGUGGAUGGUUUCACGCAGGAUAGUGAAGACUGUGUUGUCAUGCCAAACAAAGUGGCUAAUAACAGGACAAUAAGAUCCAAGCCUAAAGAAAUAGUGAAAAAACCUCUCACAUGCAAAUACUGUGGCGUUUCCUUUCGGCACAUUACAGCAUACACCAUUCAUCGACGCAUUCAUACAGGUGACAAACCCUACAAAUGCAAGAUUUGUGGAAAAACUUUUGCUCAACUGUCUAAACUAAAGUCCCACCGUAACGUACAUAAACAGGAUUCCUCUUUUCCUUGUCCUUGCUGUAGCCGAAUGUUUUUGCAGAAAGAUGAGUUGCUAUGUCAUUUUAAAGUCCACCUGCAGGAAUCAAAAGCAAACAGUGAACCACAUAAGCACGUAAAAAGCAAGAGAAAUAUUUCAUCAAAUGUGUCUUCAGAGACCCCAAACAAUUAUGGGUGCCUUAUUUGCAAGAAAAGCUUUGUAAACCACGUCAAAUUGCAGAAUCACAUGCAAGUGCAUGAAGUGGAGAAGCCCUUGACUUGUAAAAACUGUGAGAAGACAUUUAGGAAACAGUCAAGCCUCAUAGCUCAUGAAAAAACCCACUGGCCUGUUAAACCAUAUGCUUGCUCGAUUUGUGGAAAAGGCUUUAACCAACUAAAAGCCCUAAAAAAGCAUUCUCAAGACCAUGCUGGUGAGACACCUUUCUCCUGCUUUCACUGCGGUCAUGGAUUCAGUGCCCUGUCUGCACUUAGGAUGCACCAAGCAUCCAAAACAUGCAUUGCAAGGAGAAAUUAUGAGGCGAGCAAUAACACUGAGGGCUUCAUUGUAAGUCAAGGAGUUGAUGGUCAAGUGAACACACCAGUAUUCUUCAAGUGCCAAAUAUGCAAACAACUUUUCAGGAAAUGGUGCCAAUACACUCUUCACCUUCAAACACACACCAGCUCUCCCCCAUACAUUUGUUUUUCCUGUGGACAGUGUUAUGAGAAGGAUUCAGAGAUGAAUGUUCAUUGUGAGGUUUGUUGCCAGUCAAGUGGGGAGGAGAAGAUUUGUAGUGCAUCACUUACCGAAAUCAUGCAAGGUGUUACCCAAACCUACCCUCUAAAGUGUACCUCAUCUCAGAGUCCAACAAGUACAGGAUUUCAGCUGGAUUCCCAAACGACAACCAGUUCAGAACAGCUCCCGCAACUGCCUCAAUUGGUGGAUGUGGAACCUACACAAACAAGAGAUACAGAUCUUUCAAAACUUCCUAAAACGUAUUCUGCCCAUUCACCCAUUAAGCUCCCAAAUGCCCAAUCACCCACUCGUUCUGAUGUUAACUGUUCUGAUGUUAACUGUACUUCCCCAAGUAGCUCUCUAGAAUGCAUUGAAAUCACUCAGAGUCUUUGGAAAUUUAAAUGUUCGCGUUGUGGUCAGCGAUUCGAGAGGUACAGGACUUUGAGUGCUCAUCUGCAAACACAUGCUCCUGGUUUCAUAUAUACUUGUGCACAAUGUGGACAGUUCUUUGAAAGGUGGAGUAAACUAUGGCUACAUCAGAAGCAUCAUCGCCUAAAAAGUCGUUGUUACUCCUGUACGCAGUGCAAUCUGCAGUUUCGUUUCUUUAGCUCUUUUAGAGAGCAUAUGAUUGACCAUGCAGGGCAGAGACCGUAUGCUUGUCCCCUCUGUCCCAAAACCUUCAUUCAGGAGGCAAGCUUACAUGCUCACCAAUGUGAGUCUCAUAAACUUUGUAAAAGUCUGAAAUGUGAUGUCUGUUCUAAGACUUUCAAUAGUUUAAGAAACCUAAUCAAGCACAGUCUUCUGCAUAAUGGUUCUACCUCUCACGUUUGUCUCCUUUGCAAUCUCUCAUUCACAAAUACAAGAGUCUUAAAGGAACACUUGAAAACACACACCACAUACCAUGGACCGGCCCUCCCUGAUAUUCCAUCAAAGCCACUUGAUUUUCCUCACAAAUGCAAAAGGUGUAAAGCUAGCUUUUCAACUGGAGAGUUGCUCUACGCUCAUCAGAUACGUCAUUCUAGAGAUGCAAAGACUCACAUCCGUCCAGCAGUAGUACCUACCUCAAAAUUGUUCGAUUCUUGUCAUAAUGACACACCAUCUACCCCACCUUCCACUCGCAGGAAUCAUAUAUCAAACCUCAAACUUGAUGGCAUACCCAAUGACAGCCUGUAUGUUUAUUCCCACCCUGACAGAAUCUAUGUGCCCCCUAGUGGCAGAGUACAGCUUCCGGUCAUUAAUUUGGACCCUGAUGAACCAGAGGAUGUUUCAGACUCUCAGAAUCCUGGUCAUGAACUUCCAAACAGUGAAAUUACUUCUCAGUCUGACAGCACACACCUACCUCAGGCCACUUUAGAUCAUGAAACCACCAACCUAAAUUCAAGUGAAAGCAUAGAGAUGAUGGCAAAUGGUCAACAUAAUUACAGCCGCAAGUAUCAGAGAAGCCCUUCAUUUGUGGAGACAAGUGUUGACAUGGAAGUAGAAACACCUGCUCAAGAAGAAGAUUCGUCGGAGAGUUUUGAAUGUGCAGACUGUACUGAAAAACUAGCCAGCGUGUUGGGCCUUUAUGAACAUUACAUUCUUCAUGCAAUGGGAGAUGCAUAUGUACAGGUAAACUGAUAAUGCUAGAAGGUAGACA